Oncorhynchus keta (chum salmon) is the source of this 5054-nucleotide messenger RNA. RefSeq names its product vacuolar protein sorting-associated protein 18 homolog. Gene Ontology annotation, molecular function: protein-macromolecule adaptor activity. The record is from RefSeq and is a predicted model, not a curated record. Gene Ontology annotation, cellular component: HOPS complex; endosome. Bases 293 to 3262 code for a protein of 989 amino acids. Gene Ontology annotation, biological process: lysosome organization; endosome organization; organelle fusion. The transcript is spliced from 17 exons. NCBI's taxonomy places the organism in Eukaryota, Metazoa, Chordata, Actinopteri, Salmoniformes, Salmonidae.
CUGACCCAAAACUGGCCCUCCCUUAUUGGGCAUUUGUAUAUUUUCAGGAAGCUUCACCAAAUAAGCAUGUUUUGAUAGUUUUUAAAUGGAUGAGAUUAUACCGUGUUCUUUAUUUUUGGGUUUACUCUUCUAUUUCUGAAACAUUUCUCACGAGACGCAGGCAACCGAAUCUGUUUUGUGCCGAUUGUUAAAUAGCUCGCGCAGUCAUGCCGUCGUAUGAUCUGACAUUGUAUUAGAAGUUAGCCAUUAGUUAGGUUUUCUCUGCUUUACACCACCCUUACAUUUUUUUGCAAUGUCUUCUAUCCUGGAUGAAUACGAGGACUCGCUGAACAGCAGGCACCCUGUGCAACACAGUAGCCGCCUGUCUGCUGCCAACAUCGGCAUGACACACUCCGGGUUCGUGAAUGUGAGACUGGAGGAGGAGAAGCCGAUAUUCAACAAACAGAGGAUUGAUUUCUCGCCCCCAGAGAAGAUCAACCACUUUGCUGUGUGCAACAAUCAGCUAUGCAUGAGUUUAGGGAAGGACACUCUGCUGAGGAUUGACCUUGCUAAGCCAGACCGGCCCAACCAGGUAGAACUGGGGAGGAAGGAGGACAGCAGAGUACACAAGCUUUUCCUGGAUCCCACAGGGUCCCACCUGGUGAUUUCUCUCAGUACCAGCGAGUGUCUGUAUCUGAACAGGAACACCCAGAAGGUGAGGUCUCUGUCCCGCUGGAGAGGACACCUCAUAGAGAGUGUAGGCUGGAACAAGCUGCUGAGGACAGAGACUAACACUGGGCCCAUCCUAGUGGGAACCAGCCAGGGAAUUAUCUUCGAGGCUGAGAUCUCUGCUUCAGAGGGAAGCCUGUUUAACACCAACCCCGACCAGUACUUCAAACAGGUCCACUCCCUGGAGGAGGACGGGAGGCCUGCUCCCGUGUGCUGUAUAGAGGUGGAACGAGGUCCCGAGUCUAAAGUAGUCAUCAUCGCCACCACCAGGAAGCGUCUGUUCCAGUUCGUAGGUCGUGUGGCGGAGGGGUCCGAGCAGCAAGGCUUCAGCGCCAUCUUCUCACAGAACCAGGAGCUUCUGCCCAGCUUCCAGGAGUUUCCGUUUAACAUGGGCUACAGUGAGAUCACCUUCUACACCUCCAAGCUCAGGUCCUGCCCCAAGGCCUUCGCAUGGAUGAUGGGUAAUGGAGUUCUCUACGGUCAGCUGGACUACAUCAGGCCGGACUCGCUGCUCAGUGACGUGCAGGUGUGGGAUUAUACUCCAGACAUAGACUUCAGUUUCAACAAGCCCAUCUCCAUCGUGUUGACUCAGUUCCACUUUCUACUCCUCCUCCCAGACCGCGUCACUCUCUCUCUGUCUCUCUGCACCCUCAAUGGGCAGGUGGUGUACGAGGAUGUGUUCCCUGAUAAGUUCGGCACUCUGAAGAAGAUGAUUAAGGACCCAGCAGGAGGCCUGGUGUGGAUCUACACUGAGAAGGCCGUCUUUAGAUACCACAUCCAGAGAGAAGCCAGGGAUGUGUGGCAGAUGUACAUGAGCAUGAACAAGUUUGACCUGGCUAAGGAGUACUGCCGGGACCGGCCAGAGUGCAUGGACAUGGUCCUGGCUAAAGAGGCAGAACACUGCUUCCAGGACAAACGUUACCUGGAGAGCGCUAAGUGCUACGCUCUGACCCAGAACUACUUUGAGGAGAUUGCGUUGAAGUUCAUCGAGGCGAAACAGGAAGAAGCUCUGAAAGAGUUCCUUCUGAAGAAACUCAACAACCUGAAGCAGAGUGAGAAGACCCAGAUCACCUUACUGGUCACCUGGCUGACUGAGCUCUACCUGAACCGCCUGGGGCUUCUCCAAUCAGACGAGGGGAAACGUGGGGUGUUCCAGGAGACGCGUGAUGAGUUCCGGAAGUUCUUCAGUAGCUCCAAACACAAGGAGUGUCUCUAUAACAACCGAACGACCAUCUAUGACCUGCUGGCUAGCCACGGCAACGUGGACGACAUGGUCUACUUCUCUGUCAUCAUGCAGGACUAUGAGAGGGUGAUCUCUCAUCACUGUCAGCAUGAUGACUACAGCGCCGCCCUGGAGGUGCUCUCUAAGCACUGCGACGAGAAGCUCUUCUAUAAGUUUUCCCCCAUCCUCAUGCAACACAUACCUAAGAAGGUGGUAGACGCCUGGAUCCAGAUGGGUUCCAGGCUGGAACCUAAGAAGCUGAUCCCAGCCCUGGUCAACUACAGUCAGAUGGGCUCAACGCAACAGGUCAACGAGACCAUCCGUUACAUGGAGUUCUGUGUCUACCAGCUCACUGUGACAGAAGAGGCCAUACACAACUACCUGCUGUCCCUCUACGCCAAGUACAAACCUGAUAGUCUCUUGUGGUACCUGGAACAGGCUGGGUCCCACUUGUCAGAUAUCCACUAUGAUUUAAAGUAUGCCCUGAGGCUGUGUGCUGAACAUGGUUACCUCCAGGCCUGCGUUCUGGUCUAUAAGAUCAUGGAGCUGUAUGAGGAAGCUGUCGAUCUGGCCCUACAAGUGGAUGUGGACUUGGCCAAGACGUGUGCUGACCUGCCUGAGGAUGACGAGGAGUUGAGGAAGAAGUUGUGGCUGAAGAUCGCCUGUCACGUGGUGCAAGAGGAGAAGGAUGUGAAGAAGGCCAUGAACUGUCUGUCCAGCUGUAACCUGCUCAAGAUAGAAGACAUACUGCCCUUCUUCCCGGACUUCGUCACCAUAGACCACUUUAAGGAGGCCAUCUGCAGCUCUUUAGAGGAGUACAACCAGCAUAUAGACGAGCUGAAGCAGGAGAUGGAGGAGGCGACGGAGAGCGCCAAGCGGAUCAGAGAGGACAUCCAGGAGAUGAGGAACAAGUACGGGGUGGUGGAGAACCAGGAGAAAUGUGCUGCCUGCGACUUCCCCCUCCUCAACAGACCCUUCUAUCUGUUCCUCUGUGGUCACAUGUUCCACUACGACUGCCUCUUCCUGGAGGUGACCCCUCACCUGUCCACCUACAAGCAGACUAAACUAGGUGAGCUGCAGAAGAGGUUGGCUGCAGCCACUCAGACCUCCAAGUCUCGCCACCGCCCCGCCCCCAAGGAGAAGGAGGAGGGGGGUGACACCGCCAGCCUGGGGAAAGGAAGCGCCGGGGUCAGCCGAGAGCAGAUCAAGUCCGACAUCGAUGACAUCAUCGCCUGCGAGUGCGUGUACUGCGGCGAGCUGAUGAUCAAGUCGAUCGACAAGCCAUUUAUUGAUCCACAGAAGUUUGAGGAGGAGAAGUCCAGCUGGCUCUGAAAUGGACGGUUGGACCUGCCUGAAACUGGGCAGGUUUGAAAUGGCGGACUUGAGGUGGCUGUCUGAAUGGAACGGGUCUGAAAUGGGCUGUCUGAACUCUUGAUUGAAAUAGACAUGUCUUAUUUCAGAAAUGGCUGAAAUUUGCAACUUAUGCUGUCUGAAAUGGAAUAUCUCUCUGUGACAAUGGGGAAGUAGAGCCACCUCUGCACAGUGCCUGGUGAUGGAGAGACACAGGGAAGGGGAAGAAUGCAGGAUCUCCUUGGUAACCUCUUAUCAAAAUCAAAUGUUAUUUGUCACAUGCCGCGAAUACAACAGGUGUAGUAGACCUUACAGGGAAAUGCUGAAUACAACAGGUGUAGUAGACCUCACAGUGAAAUGCUGAAUACAACAGGUGUAGUAGACCUCACAGUGAAAUGCUGAAUACAACAGGUGUAGUAGACCUCACAGUGAAAUGCUGAAUACAACAGGUGUAGUAGACCUCACAGUGAAAUGCUGAAUACAACAGGUGUAGUAGACCUCACAGUGAAAUGCUGAAUACAACAGGUGUAGUAGACCUCACAGUGAAAUGCUGAAUACAACAGGUGUAGUAGACUUCACAGUGAAAUGCUGAAUACAACAGGUGUAGUAGACCUCACAGUGAAAUGCUGAAUACAACAGGUGUAGUAGACCUCACAGUGAAAUGCUGAAUACAACAGGUGUAGUAGACCUCACAGUGAAAUGCUGAAUACAACAGGUGUAGUAGACCUCACAGUGAAAUGCUGAAUACAACAGGUGUAGUAGACCUCACAGUGAAAUGCUGAAUACAACAGGUGUAGUAGACCUCACAGUGAAAUGCUGAAUACAACAGGUGUAGUAGACCUCACAGUGAAAUGCUGAAUACAACAGGUGUAGUAGACCUCACAGUGAAAUGCUUACUUACAAGCCCUUAUACAACAAUGUAGUUUUAAGAAAAUACCACCAUCAACAACGACAAAGUAAGAGAUAAGAAUAGCAAAUAAUUAAAGAGCAGCGGUAAAAUAACAAUAGUGAGACUGUAUACAGACAGGGUGGUACCGGUACAGAGUCAAUGUGCAGGGGCACCGGUUAGAUACGGUAAUUGAGGUAAUUAUGUACAGGUAGGUAGAGUUAUUAAAGUGACUAUGUAUAGAUGAUAACAACAGCAAGUAUCAGCAGUGGUGUAGAAGGGGGGGGGGGGCAUAUAGUCUGGGGAGCCAUUUGAUUGGCUCCUCUGUCUCUGUAAUAUCAAUAUCAUAUAUUCUAGUCUCUCUCUCGUUUUUCUGCUAAGCUUCAGACUGUACUGAGGCAAUGUCAGUCUCUCUCUCUCUCGUUGUUCUGCUAAGCUUCAGACUGUACUGAGGCAAUGUCAGUCUCUCUCUCUCUCGUUUUUCUGCUAAGCUUCAGACUGUACUGAGGCAAUGUCAGUCUCUCUCAUUUCUUAAUCAGACGUUACUACAGUAGAACAGUUCACCGUCUUUACAACUCAAAUCUGUCUGAAUUAACAAAAAACAACUCUGAAAUUGUCUCUCUGAAAUGAUAUUUGAUAAAUUCAGAUGUAUUCAUCCCUAACUGGUAUUUAGUUAAUUCCACUGGCUAGAGACAUGAAUAGUACUAUAGAAUGAAUGUAAUGAAUUCGUCUUGUUGUUAUUUGUCACUUGUGACAUCACGAGAACUCCCUUGUUUCAUUGGCUGACAGUGUAUUCUGUUGAGACUCUGAGAUCAGGUCAAUGCAACUACACUUUUGCUAUGGUUUGCUAAAUGCACUUAUGAAAAUUAAACAAAUGUUUAAAAUCAA